CUGAUCAAUCUCACUCCUAGUCUUCUGAAAUUGAGCCUAUCCAGUCGUCUCCCUUCCCUACCAUCUCAAGUACACGUAUCGUCUUUUUUCAGGAGGCCUGCAGAUCAACAAGGUCUGUGAAUUCGCGUGAAGCAUUUCACGGGUUGGCGGGAUUGGUCAGAUUCGGAGUGCAAUUUCUGGUGUUCCUGAUCGGUCCGACAUUUCCUAAAAAGCCAUUAUCCACGCCUUGGGAAUUUCACUCCCAAAGGAUCCGCCUUUCUUCCUAGAUUCGGAACACCUCGUCAAUUCUCUGAGUCAGGUUGACGGACAUUGCAGCCCGGAGUUGACGUUAACGGAAAAUGGCUCACGUGCAGAAUCCGUUCGACCUUCUGACGGGCGGAGGCGGCGCUUCUGACGGGGGCUCCAAGAACCGCCGGAACCGGAAGAAAAAGCAGCAGCAAUCGCACGGAGAGGACCAGCAGCAGCAGCAGCAACAGCAGCAGCCGCAGGAGCAACCCAAGGUGCAGCAACAGCAGCAGGAGCCUGAGUUGGUCCAACCUGUUACCAAGACCGAACCUCAACCGGCAACCACCGCUGCUGCUGCUGCUAAGACGGAUCAACAUGUAGACGCAGCUUCCCCCGCAGCUUCCUCUGCACCUUCCUCCGCAGCUUCCUCUGCUAAGCCCAAGAAGCAGAAAGGGAAAGGCGCGAAGGCGAGAGCCCCUCGAUGGGGAGACGAGGUGGAGGAGGAACAAGCGGCCGGCUCAGCCGCCGCUCCUGAGAUCUCCUCCAAACCGGCAGCGACGGCAGUCGCGCCGUCAGUACUGCCGUCCUCGCCGCCGCCGUCCGGCACGGAGAUCCCUCUGAUCAAAGAUCCCAAGGCGUACGAGACGGGCGGGCUGAUGCCGGCGGAAUGGGGAGCGGAAACCGCGCGGGAGGAAGCGUGGCAGCAGGGCGGAAAGAGCAAGGGCGGAAAGCAGGCCAAAUCCGCGGGUUCCGCCACCGGCGGAGCGGAAGCUGGCGCCGCUUCCGUCCCUGGCGCUGCUGCUGCGCCUGCGCCAGGCGGGGGCGGACCGUUCAGCGCGGAAGCGGCGGCACUAGAGGCGGCGGCGGAGGCGUGCGGAAGGGAUGCGGAGGCGCGGGUGCGGCAGUGGCAUGAUUGGACUGUCCGCCUGCAGCAGUUGCCCGCUCCUGGUGCGGCUACGGCGUGGAAAGAGAUCUUUCUGCGCAGUCGAGCAUUGGAGAAGACCGUUGAGAGCUGCAUCACGCUGCCUCUGCACCCGCACCACCUGCCGCACCUCCAGGCGCUGCUCUCUGUGUCCCUGGGACAUCAGGAGGCGGCUCAGGUGAUUUCCCAGGUGGCAUCGGACCUGUCGCAGGUGCUAUCUGAGGAAGGUGCCACCCUGGGGCUGGGCGGCACAGGUGGACCUGGGGGCAAGGGGGCAGCGGGAGGGGAUGUGCGUGGUGCGGCUGCUAAGGCUCUGUCUGCAGCUGUGACUGCAGUGAAGCUGGGGGGCUCUGGGUGGGCGGUGGAGCGGAUUGCAAUGCAGCUUCGGGACGCUGGCGUUUCUUCAAAGCUGCAGGAGAUGGAAGCCAAGGCAGCGUCAAUGGAGCAUCAGCUGCAGCUCAUUGCCGCUGGGGGUGCAGCAGCAGCGGCGGCCGUCGCAGGCACAGCAGCAGCAGGGAUGGCAGGCGACGAGGGGGGAGCAGCAGCACGCGGCAUGAGGCUAUCUCAGCUGGUCAACAUUACUGAGUCUCGCAUCACCCUCCUCCUCUCCAGCCUGCAAUCCCCAGCGCCAUCACCAGCCGAAUCCCUCUCUCCCGCUGCAGCCGAAGCAGCCGCUGCAGCCGCCCAUGCUUUACAGUCCGUGCGUGAUCUCACAUCCGAAAUCGUCCGGCGGAAAAAACUCCCACCAACACUUAGCUCGGCUGCUCAGGGGCAAGCCGGGAGUCUGGCUACCGCGGCGGUUACAGGGACAGGGGCGGGCGGGAAAGCUUUGCCUGCUGCUGCUGCCGCUGCAGGGGGGGAAGACGGAUGGGAGACUCAAGGGGGGGGAGGGAAGGGGGGGAAAAAGGGAGGGAGGAAGGGCAAAGGCGCAGCAUCAGGGGCGGCAGAAGGAGCAGCAGCCGCAGCAGCAGCAGCAGCAGGGGCGGCAGCUGUGGCGGAUGCGAGGAGGAAACUGGAAGAAUCGGCAGCAGAGAGCAGCAAGCUGAGGGCUCAGCUGGAGGCAGCAGAAGCAGAGGCAUCGAGGCUGCGGCUGCUGUGGCUGGAUGCAGAGGCCAGGCGGAAGCAGCUGGAGGAGCAGGUUGCUGCUGCUGACUCUGCUGCUGCUGGUGGGAAACCCCUUGCUCCAGCCCAGAACGGGGCCCCUGCACCGGCACCCGUAGCAGCAGCACACGCCGACCAGCAGCAGCAGCAGCACGAGCAGCAGCAGCAGGGCGAGCAGCAGCUGACGCCAGAGCAGCUGCAUCAGCUGCGGUGUGCGCAGCAGCUGGGCGUGGUGCAUGCCCUCGAGUCUGUGCUGCAGCGCCCGCAAAUGGCCCUUCCAGGGCAGAUCGGAGGGCCGUUCUCGGGAGCCCCGGAUCGUGAAGCAGCGGUGAUGGCGGUGGUGGGGCGGGCAGUGGAGAACCACCUCAGUGCGCUCUCUGCCCUGCUGCACGCUAAGCUGGACCAGCUCAAAUCCGCGGGCGAGCGCCUGCAGUUCUCUCAGGAGAAGCUGCAGAAGAUGAAGGCGGAGAAGGACGCUCUGCAUGCAAAGGGGAAACCCCAGCUGGCCGCAGCUCUCGCCAGGCCGCUGCAAGCCAUAGAGCAGAUGCACAAGACCCGUGCAGGCGAGGUCCAGUCAGUCAUGGCCGAGGCGGAAGCCCUGGAAGCGGCUCUGCAGAAGCCUCAGCUGCGGUCGGCUGUGGCGCUGCUGCCGCCCAUGCCGUCAGUCAACGACUUCCUGCAGCAGAUCGGGGUCACUCUGCACCAGGUGCAUCAUGAGUAUGCGGCCAUCCAAGCAGGUGCUGCCAACUCGGCUGCUGCAGCAGCUGCUGCUGUUGCUGCUGCCGCCACAACGGCACUUGCAACUGCUGCUCCACCUGCCACUGCCACUGGCAAGAAGCAGGGAGCAGGGAGGAAAGGAGGCAUGGGCGGCGCUGCUGCUGCUGCUGCUACUACCGUCCCUGCUGCUACCCCUGCUCCUGCUCCUCCUCCUGCCGCUGCUGCUGCUGUUCCUGUGCCUGCUCCUGCCCCUGUUGCCAUGCCAGCUGCACCAGCAGCAGCAGCUCCAAUGGAGGCAGUAGCAGCAGCACCCAAGCCAGCAUGGGGCGUGCAGUCUGCUUGGGGGGGUUCAGGCUUUGGUGGCGUGAUCGGGAUGAUGGGGAUGACUGGAUGAGGGAUCGAGGGGAUGGGGGAAGGAUGGGAUGAGGGGUCAAUUGGCUAACACAGUCUGCUUUUGGGGGUUCAGGGUUUGGUGGCGUGAUUGGGAUGAGGAGAUAAUGUGGUAUAGGGAUGAUGCGACAAGGGAUGAUGGGAUGAGGGGGAUGAGGAUGAUGGGUUGAUGGGUUUAACGUUCAAGGGGGAUGCUGGGGGUACUGGACAAAGGAGGGAUGGUGGGAUGUAAGGGAUGCUGGAUGCGAGAGGUAAUUAUUGGGAAGGGAAGGGGGGUUGGCUGUUGAGUCCACUCAAAGGGCGGGGGUUUGCUUUAUGGGAAAGCAGACAGGUGGUUGUGGAAGGAGAUUACUCGAAGCUCGAAGGGCAAGUAAUGGUCUGGGCAAAUGGAGAUGGGCCUGUAACUAAUAUAUUGCAAGAUGCUUCUGACUUUGAAACAUUGCAGGCAUUCUUCUUGAACCAGAGUUGGGCGUGCAGUGACGGGGUUUUCAUCCUGCUUCCUACAUGGCAUGGUAUGGUGAGCACUUUUUGUAUGAGACGAUUGAGCAUAAUCACAAGGUUAUUGUGAUCUCCCGAUAAUUAAGCAUGACCAGCUCU
Messenger RNA from Closterium sp. NIES-67, 3952 nucleotides. The record is from the annotation of a GenBank genome assembly. NCBI's taxonomy places the organism in Eukaryota, Viridiplantae, Streptophyta, Zygnematophyceae, Desmidiales, Closteriaceae.